CGGAAAUGAGCUCCCAGAAUUCAUGUCCGCAACGACGCGCAUGCGCUGUUUGAAAGAAUCAAUGAAUGGUUGAAAAUGAGUUCUAAAAUACCAAGAAAAGCCCUAGCCAUUCAGGCACGAAAGAAGCGAUCUAAGGCAAAGACGCGAUUCAAAGACGAGAAGAAAAGAGAAUCUCGUGAUUCUGGAGGAUCAGCGGAGCCUCGUAAACAUGACCCUGUGUAUGACGAUGACGAGGAGGAAGAGGAGAUCCUGGGAUCUGACGAUGAUGAACAGGAAGAUCCUAAAGACUACUGCAAAGGUGGCUACCACCCGGUGAAGAUUGGUGACCUGUUAAACAACCGCUACCACAUUGUGCGCAAGCUCGGAUGGGGCCACUUCUCAACUGUCUGGCUGUGUUGGGACUUACAGGCAAAGCGGUUUGUGGCGAUGAAAGUUGUUAAGAGCGCCCAGCACUACACAGAAACUGCCAUAGAUGAAAUUAAACUUCUCCGAUGUGUACGGGAAUCAGAUGAGGAAGAUCCGUUCAGGGAGCGCACUGUACAACUACUAGAUGACUUCAAGAUUUCCGGCAUUAACGGGACACAUGUAUGUAUGGUGUUCGAGGUGCUCGGAAACAACCUCCUCAAGUUUAUCAUUCGAUCUAACUACCAGGGAAUACCCUUGCCCAACGUGAAAAACAUCAUCAGACAGGUGUUACAAGCGCUACACUAUCUCCACGCGAAGUGUAAGAUAAUCCACACAGACAUCAAGCCAGAGAAUGUUCUCAUUUGCGUAGACGAGACCCAUAUACGGAAACUUGCCGCUGAUGCGUACGAGUGGCAGAAGAAAGGAGAUAAGCUGCCAGGAUCUGCCGUUAGCACUGCCCCGAAGGAAAAAACCGGCCGAGAGCUCAAGAUGUCGAAAAACAAGAAGAAGAAGAUGAAGAAGAAGGCCAAGAAACAACAACAGCUGAUGGAUCUUCAAAUGCAGCAGAUAACAGAAAUGGAGAAUGAGCAGCCUGUAGAUGACACAGAUCAAGCAAACGAGUCUCCAGACGCUAAGCGGUCCCUAAUAUCCACAAGCAACAAUAAUACUGAGCCAACCUGUGAUAGUAACAACAGCAGCAAGCGCAACAGCGUCGUGUGUGACGGUGACGAAGGGUGUGACACACCUGACAGCCCCACCAGCGAUCCAACAACCGACCCUGUGACCCCUGCUGCUGUCAAGCCGGAUGGGACCGCCCAGAUCACGACGGUGGAUAACACCGUGAACAUCACCAUUAACCAUGAGAACGACAUCAACGUUCUUAGUCAGCAGAACAACAAUGCCAACCCCAACAAAUCCAAUGACACAGGCACAUUAGACAAGGCAAGUCUAAGGGAACAGAAAGAAAACCUUAAGAACUCUUCAGAAUCUCUGCAAAACAACCUUGAUGACCGGAAGAAAAACCUGGAAAUCAAGGACCCUGCUGUCCCUGAGCUUGAAUCUCCGUCUGUCGAAACAACCAAAGGCAUUUCCACAUCAACGAGUGGUGAUUCUAUAAGUGUGUCAGUGUCGGAGUCGACACAGUGUAACGGACAUGAUUCUCCCAUAAAGGAGGAGCCGUCGGCUGAUAGGGGUAGGGACGAGGUUCGUGCUGCUGCCGACGGUACUGCUGCUAUCUGUGAUGAUGCUGCCCCUAUGGAUCAGGGCGGCCAGGAUGCGGGGCCUGUCGUAAUGCCACCCCCUCCUAAUAUGUUUGAUGAGCAGGAAGAAAAAGGUGACGGAGAUGGCACAAUGACUGCUGUCCCAGAGCGUAGGUUGGAUCCAGUCCGCGAGAUUGGUGAUGUACCGUGCAAGAUUGCAGACCUGGGAAAUGCCUGCUGGACUUAUCACCACUUUACAGAGGACAUUCAGACACGACAGUAUCGCUGUCUGGAGGUACUGAUAGGAGCAGGAUAUGGAACCCCUGCCGAUAUGUGGAGCACGGCGUGCAUGGCGUUUGAGCUGGCGACAGGUGACUACCUGUUUGAGCCUCAUUCUGGCGGUGAGGAGUAUUCCAGGGAUGAGGACCACCUCGCCCACAUCAUAGAGCUCCUUGGACCCAUCCCUCGAAACAUCGCUCUCAGUGGAAAAUACUCCCGCGAGUUCUUCAACAGGAAAGGAGAGCUAAGAAAUAUCACCAAGUUGAAGCCAUGGUCAUUGUUUGAUGUGUUAACUGAAAAAUACGAGUGGGACCCUGACGAGGCAACAGCCUUCUCCGACUUUCUAACACCCAUGUUGGAGUUCGACCCUGAACAUCGAGCCACUGCGGGAGAAAGUCUACAGCAUCCCUGGCUUAGCUCAUAGCGGCAAGGGAGUCCGUGUGGAGUUACUAAAUUGUCUCGGACAGCGUGACUUGGGUUCUGUGUGAUGUACAGUACUUAUGUGAAGUGUAUAAUAAAUGUUGACGAGGCGGUUUUCCGAACUCAGAAAUAAAAAUAAAAUGUGACAUGUUUUUUUCCAGUAAACUUUUUAGUGAAAUAAAUACUAGAAGAGGGGUGAAAAUGAGAGCUUUAAGUGGCAGUGGAAAUAAAAGCAGAUACAAAUUUCUUUUUUCACCACUCUAAUAGUCUUCCUAACCUAGGUCAUUGGCUACUGAGGCUGCUAAUGUGCGCAAUGAACUUGUCAUAUAUGAAUACUCCCUGAUAUUUAGGGACAAACUAUGUUAACAAAACCAGUGUGCAUCACAAUUCAGCUCCUAACAUUGUCAUUAGAUUCUCAGUCUUCGAAAUUAGACUUCUGAAUGAGCAAGCUCCAAAUUAUUACACAAUGCUUGGCAACAACAGUCUUUACAGUCCCUGCUUUAUAAAAAUCAAGAAUUUGAGCGAGAGCGGAAAGCAAUUUAGCAGUGCAGGGCUUGCAGGCUUGUGCUAAUUUCGACCACAGAGUCUACGUAGGCUUGAUAUUCUUUGUUUGUGUUAACUUUAGUGUUUCACUUAUUGUUUGUUACUGUUUUAUCUUUUGGCAAAGGUCAAUUGUUAGUUAAGUCUUGAUAUGAAGGAUUUUUCCCCUUGGAAAAACAGAAGAGUAUGGGUAAUCGAAUAGCGUUCCCGCUAUGAAGCACCAAAAUAAUUGUGCUAGCAUUCCAAGCAAAUAGUUCUAAAAGUUAACGUGCAUGUACUUAUUUUUACAGGAAAUGAAAUGUACUAAUAUUGUUGUCAAGUUAGGAAGUGUUUAAUUUGGGAUAUAAGUAAAAAUAAUUUGAUCCUUUGGAAAACUUUAAGGCUUGUUUAGCAUUGAUUAUUAUUUGCAAAGACCAAUUCUUACAUAGUGAUAUCGAAUACACACAGGGAUGGCAUAAUAUUUAGGAAAUAUACAUAAUUGCUUCUUAUGUUUUGGAAAUAUACAUGAAUGCUUCUUUUGUUUUGCAAUGCUUAAAUAUAUCUGCUGGUAUAAAAUACAAAAAUUCAGAUAUUCAUACGAUGAUUUGAAAGUUUGAUAUUACUUGACACGAAACAAUUAAGAUUGAUAUGACGUAACACGAAACAAUUAAGAUUGCUAUGACUUAACAUGAAACCAUUAAGAUUAAUAUGACUUAACACGAAACAAUUAAGAUUGAUAUGACGUAACACGAAACAAUUAAGAUUGCUAUGACUUAACACGAAACAAUUAAUUAAGAUUGAUACGACUAACAUGAAACAAUUAAAUGAUAAUAUAUUCUCUAUGGGGGCGGGUAUUUUAAUUAUGGGGCAUUACAACCGCCAUCUUUACCUUAUGUCAGUUUUGCCGAAACAUUAAAAUGGGAGACCCAUGUGUAUGAUAUGCUUUAGCUUGUCACAAAUUUUGUGUACUUGAAGUGUGCUUGCUUAUUUAUCUGUAGAUCUGUAAAGUCUUGUUUUCCUGUGUUCAUUAAAAAUAAUCUCUAAACAUUUCCUUCAAAUGAUUAUUACUUCAUUAUUGAAGGGUUUGUUUGAUUUCCGGAACUUAUAUAUAUGUAACUAUGUAGUCAAUGCUGUAUUUAGACAUCAGAACGACAGUGUGUUAGUUUUGUUUGACAUUUGUUUUAACUAGAUACCUGUAGAUGUUUAAUUGUGCUAGAAUAUUUGUGAUAUUACUAACAUUUAGGUUAAUAAUUAUUGAAAUCCUUUGUAUUUUCUCCUUUUACUGCUGUGAAUUAACAUUGGCAGGAUAGCUAAAUGAAAAUGAAGAUCAGGGCUGGUAUUUUUCAUUAAGUAUCGUAGUGAACAAUUUCAACUUUGUAAAAAAAAAAUGCUUUUCUUCAAGUUAAUUUUAUAGAACACCUUAGUGAAAAAAGGUUUUUUUCUUAGUUUAUUUUAUAGAUCAUCGAAAAUAAGCAUGAACAAAAAAAUCAUAAUAAUAGAUGGAUUAAUAGAUGGAUAUGAAUAAAUUAGAUGAAAUGUGGUGUGUACUUACAAUAUUUGUUGUUAAAAAUUCAAGCAUUGUCACUAAGAUGAAAAUGUCCACUAAGAGGCUUGAUUGAAUAUGGCCCCUGAAACUGUGAAAAGGUCUUACAGCAUGUUAUGUCCACCUUAAGAAUGAGAAAUGGCAAUUGCAGUUAAACACGCUGGAAGAUUUCAGAUUUUAGGAACUAAACGAUUGCAGAUAAGGUCAGAAGUUGAUUAUCUUGUUUGAUUGAUUGCAGUCUGAAUAGGACUUCUAGUCGGAUGGCAGUUACUCACAUUAAGUUACGUAAUGGAUGAAAAUGUGCAAAUAAGGACCAGUAGUAAACAGUGAAGGGUUGGGGUAGUAAGGUUGUAUUUAACUAAGAUUAAAUGUGAAAUAUUGUUUUUAUGUCCAUAUGUCCUUGAAAAAGUAUAUUAAAUAAUGAAAAAGACCUUCUUUGUGAAAUAUUCUUUGCGACUAUCUUGGCUAAAAAUAAAAAAGACGAACAUAUCUAAUGCUUUUCAUUACAAAAUGUGUGAGCAAUCAUUUGUGUAUAAAUUAAUAAUGGACUCGAAUUUGUACGCAUUUGUGUCAUCACCAUGCUAUUUUGUUUUAGGAUUUUUAAAAUACUAUUUUUCCAGUUAAAUAAGCAAACCUAUGAGUUACUGAUGGGCAUUUUAUUCACAUUAUUUGUUUAAUCUCAUGUUUUUAUAAAACAAUUCAUCUUCACACAUUGUUUUUAAGAGAACAAAAUAUAGAACAAUGCUUGCAUUUCUCUAUCACAGGCUGUAUCCAUAAAGCAUCUUUGGUUUGAAUUAUUAAAUUGAAUUUUUAUCUGAGCUGAAUUAAAUGAAAUUUAACAUUUUUUUUACAAAAUACUCCAGACAAUUUACUUAAAAUGUAAACAAUUAAUUUAAAUGAAAAGAAAAGGGUAUUUAAAAAAGAUUAGUAGGAUGUUUUUACUUACCAGUAACUUGUUUUGUCUUUUAAUAAUAUGGCUAAUGAAUUAUGGCCCCGAGAGAGAUGAUCACAAUAUUUAUGCGAACAAGACUGAUGGAAAAAAGGUAUUUUGCUUUUUUGGUAUUGGAAUGUAUUCAUAUGGCAAUUCUUCGUAACCGACACCUUGUGAAUGUAGGUAACCAGCAGUACUUGGUGAGCUUGUGGGACCCCGCAUGUAUCAUACAUUUCAUUACAGUGUAUAUUUCAAACAGAUAAUAAUAUGUAUAUUGUGAAAUGCAUUUUACUGUUCCUGUAAUUUAAGUUAACAUGACUGCGAUUAAAGUUUAUGCAAAUACA
Molecule: messenger RNA, 5640 nt
Organism: Mya arenaria
Lineage: Eukaryota; Metazoa; Mollusca; Bivalvia; Myida; Myidae
Product: SRSF protein kinase 1-like
Biological process (GO): regulation of mRNA processing; protein phosphorylation; spliceosomal complex assembly
Molecular function (GO): ATP binding; protein kinase activity
Source: RefSeq, a predicted model, not a curated record